AUGGCUCUGGAUGAAGGAAAUACGGAGAUUAUGCAUAUGCAACAAGACCAACCUCCCAAAGUUGGCCUUACCAUAGAUCCGGCUCAAGAUUUCUGUCCUCCGGAUAUGGUACCAAUUCAUCCGCCCCCGGAAUCUACUGAUAUUCUAUCCGUUCAAGUGCCGCCCGGUACUGUGUUCUCAUCCAAGGGAGUUGAUGUCUUCAGGCGAUCAUCCACACCGUUAGAUGUAACCUUCACCGUGAAAGCAAGGGAGGCUGCCGUUCUUAUACUUCAGAAUGGUGGGCUGCGUGAAGAUCUCAUUUCGACGGUCAGCAUUCGUGACUAUGUCCAAAAGCAUGCUUUAAAAUGGUACAUGUUCGUGAAUCAAUUUGGACCUGGAAAUAUCAUAUGCCCGAACGGAAGUCUUUAUCUUGUUACGGGUUGCGAUAAAGCUAACAGCUGGGCAUCAGCAUGCUAUCCAUUGGAUUAUAAACAAGUUGGUCGAGUAGCAGCAAUUUGUCGUUUCCAGGAAUCCAUGAGCAAUCCUUGGGAAGAUUCAAUAAACAUGGAAUGCAGAAUCGCCAUCAAUGUAUCCCAGUGGGCAGAGCAUUUGCUUCGAAAUCGACCCCCGGAGUAUAUUUCAUUCUACAACGUUCUGAUUAUUCCUGUAGUUGGGAUACCAGCGCGGUUUCAAAGCUUUUUAGAAAAGCGACUAAAACACCCCGAGAGUUAUACGUCCGAGCCUACAGAAUUGUUAUUCCAUCCAUUAGAAAUUAUACUGCGAUUUCUCAUAGAGGAGUUCCCCCAAUCUGAUGUGGCGAUCAUAGAAGACUAUCUGUGGACUUCUGUUACUAACCCUGAGGCAAGAACACGACUUUUAUUGUCCAUUGUGUAUCUGUCAUUGACUCUGAUAAAGGCCGACAGCGACACAAUUUCUAUUUCACGUCUUCUGAUUAAAAUCUUGGAGUUGAAUGUUGUGGCUAGUCAGAAUGGAUGGGUGACUUUGGCCCCUCCUCCAGCAGAAACCUCAAAGAAAACAUCCUCAAGAAGUAUAUUUCUGGCAAUACCCACCCUCAUACAAAACAAAUAUCUUCGAUACCAAAAAAGGAGAUGUAUUGCCCGCAAAAUCUCCCGUAUCUUUCCAGGACCGCCUAUCCCCGUAGAACAGCUGCAGAACAAACCGUAA
Molecule: messenger RNA, 1164 nt
Organism: Psilocybe cubensis
Lineage: Eukaryota; Fungi; Basidiomycota; Agaricomycetes; Agaricales; Agrocybaceae
Exons: 9
Coding region: 1-1164 (387 amino acids)
Source: RefSeq, a predicted model, not a curated record